AUCUUGAACAAUCCGUGAGUUUAGCAGUGGAACAGCGGCUACUCUACAGACAUGCGUCAGAGUGUAAACACUGCACGGUCUGUUCGAUUAUCAGCAAACCUGCUAUAAAUGGAUAUUUAAGCAGAAGAUUUUUUUGUGCACAUUAAACGGGAACCAUGAGCACCGUGUUGUGCUGUGUUUUGGUGUUAUUAAUCUCAGUGGCUCUUUGCAUGGACUUUGAAGAGAGACCCAGCAGCUCCUGGAGGAGUGAGCAAACCAUGUUUCUAAAGAGUCACAAAUCACGAAAUCUGCUCAGUUUGAGAGAUUUACAGCAGCCGGACCAUGGCAAGAUGAAAAGAAGUGAAGAAUCCGCACAAAAUCAAUGUGAAUCAUUGCACGGCUAUCAAUCUACAUUACAAAACGACACUCACACGCAUAACUUCAAUGACCUGAGUGGUUCAGUGUCUUUGGCCUGGGUUGGAGAUGGAACAGGGGUCCUGCUGGUUUUGACCACAUUCCAGGUCCCUCUUUUCAUCAUGCGCUUUGGUCAGUCCAAACUCUACAGAAGUGAAGACUAUGGAAAGACAUUUCAGGACAUCACGGACCUCAUUAACAACACCUUCAUACAGACAGAGUUCGGCAUCGCAAUUGGCCCUGACAAUUCCGGCAAGGUGAUCCUCACAGGGGAUUUGGCUGAGGAGAAAGUCACCAAAAUCUUCCGCUCGGUUGAUUUCGGCAAAAGCUUUGUGACCUCUGAGCUUCCCUUCCAUCCGUUAAUGCAGAUCACUUACAAUCCCAAAGACAGCAACAUACUCAUGGUCUACAGCAUCAAUUAUGACUUAUGGCUGUCGAAGGACUUUGGAGCCAACUGGAAGAAGAUCCAUGAGAGUGUUUGUCUAGUAAAAUGGGGAAUUGAUGACACCAUUUUCCUAACCACAAACCCCAAUGGAUCCUGCAGUGACCGGGGGACUCUGGAAUUGAGGAAAUCAUUAGACUAUGGCAAAACAUUCAAAACUAUAGGAAACAGGAUUUAUUCUUUUGGCCUGGGUGGACGCUUUGUUUUUGCAUCCAUCAUGACAGAUUCGGGUUCCACACGGAUGAUUCAUGUGUCUGUGGAUCAGGGGGAGACGUGGGAUAUGGCUCAGCUGCCCACCGUUGGCCAUGAACAGUUCUACUCCAUUUUAGCUGCAAACAAUGAUAUGGUCUUCAUGCAUGUAGAUGAACCUGGAGACUCUGGCAUUGGUACCAUAUACAUAUCAGAUGAUCGAGGUAUAGUGUUUUCCAAGUCUCUGGAGCGUCAUUUGUACACCACUACAGGCGGCGACACCGACUUCACCAACAUCACCUCUCUGAGAGGCGUCUAUAUAACCAGCGUCCUUGCCGAGGACGGCUCAGUGCGGACGGUGAUCACGUUUAAUCAGGGUGGAGAAUGGAGGCCUCUGAUGAAGCCCUGGAAUGGAGUGUGUGACUCCACCGCCAAACAUCCCAGUGAGUGUAGUCUGCAUAUUCACGCCUCCUACAGCAUCUCUAUGAAACUGAAUGUGCCUAUGCAGCCUCUCUCCGAGACCAACGCCGUGGGACUCGUCCUGGCACACGGCAGUGUCGGAGGAGCCGUCUCUGUGCUUUCUCCAGACGUGUACGUGUCAGAUGACGGAGGCUACACGUGGUUCCAGGCGCUGAAAGGCCCCCAUCACUACGCCAUCCUGGAUUCAGGAGGACUGCUGGUGGCGGUGGAGCACAACCCCACACACCCCAUAUCACAGAUCAAAUUUUCCACUGACGAAGGCCAGUGUUGGCAUACGCAUAACUUCACUGAUGAUCCAAUAUACUUCACUGGCCUGGCAUCAGAACCUGGUGCCCGAUCCAUGAAUGUCAGCUUGUGGGGCUACAGGGACACCAUCCUGAAUCAAUACUGGGUUUCUGUCACUGUCGACUUCAGACAGCUGCUCUCUAGAGACUGCCAGGAGAAUGACUACAUCCAGUGGCUCGCUCACUCAAGCGAUAUCAACAGCCCCACGGAUGGAUGCGUGCUGGGAUACAAGGAAAGGUUUUUACGGUUGCGAAGGGAUUCGGUCUGCUGGAAUGGACGGGAUUAUAAGGUCACCAAGGAGCCCACCACAUGUCCCUGCACUCUGACGGACUUUCAGUGUGAUUUUGGGUUCUACCAUGAGGAAAACAGCUCAGUGUGUGUGGAGCAGCCUGACCUUAUUGGCCAUUCACUGGAGUUCUGUCUGCAUGGACGCAAAGAGCAGCUUCAAACCAGCGGUUACCGGAAAAUACCCGGUGAUCACUGUGAGGAAGGAAUAACUCCAGAACGGAAAGAGAUCGACCUGAGUAAGAAAUGUGUCAGUAAUCUGCUGAGGACAGAGCAACUGACAAAGGAACACUCAUUCAAUUCAGCUCCUAUAAUCGCCGUGGUCAUCAUUGUUCUGUUGAUCAGUGCUGUUGCUGGGGUCAUUUUCAUCAAAAAAUACGUCUGUGGAGGAAGAUUCCUGGUGCACAGAUACUCCGUAUUACAGCAGCAUGCAGAAGCAAAUGGUAUAGAUGGUUUGGAUGACCUGGACACACUGGAGGGGGGCAAAACGCACUAUCAUGAUGAUUCAGAUGAGGACCUUUUGGAGUGACACAUGGAUCAUCAUAAGACUGUAUCAAACGAGAGAAACCACAAUGCCUACCCUUCCCAUGAUGUUUGUGUGUGUGUGAAUUUACAAUUACACACAUACCAGAUUUUGCCACACACUCUUCUGCCCAGCCCAGUUGAGGACAGUUUUCCAGCAAUUCAAGCAGGGUUUGACUACAAGGACAGAAACAAAAAAACAUAUUCCCAGAACAGGUUGCUGAUCCACUGCUGAAAGAGUCUUUUUAUAUUGUUUCACACUAUAUAUUUGUAUUUGAGAUGCACAAACUAAUGUUGUUGCUGUGUAUUUCACAUUUAUGAGCUGACACGUAAAAUGAAAACAUGUGGCUGAAAAGUGUAGUUUAUCCAAAAAAGACAUGUCAUCGGUUACUUAUCCUCCACUUGUUCCAAACAUCCUCCACUUGUUGUUGAGUUUCUUUCCUAUAGAUAUUUUUAAGAAGGAUAGAAACCAGAAGACAUUAACACUCAUAGUAUUUGUUUUUCUUACUAUGGAUGUCAAUGGUUACCGGUUUCCAAAAUUCUUCAAAAUAUCUUCUUUUGUAUUAAACAAAAAAAUGAGUCUCAUAAAGAUUCUCUCAUUUAGAUAUUUUCAAGAAAGAUAAAAGCCAGAACACAUUGACUCCCAUAGUAUUUUUUUACUAUUAUAGAUGUCAAUAGUUACCGGUUUCCAACAUUCUCCAAAUAUAUUUGAAAAAAAAAAAAAAAAAAACGAAUCCCAUAAAGAUUGUUUCAUGUAGAUAUUUUCAAAAAGGAUGCAAACUGGAAGACACUGACUCCCAUGGUAUUUGCUUUUCCUACUAUGGAAGUCAAUGGUUACUGGUUUCCAAAAUUCUUCAAAAUAUCUUCUUUUGUAUUCAAUAGAAAAAACAAAUCCCAUAAAAAAUUCUUUCAUAUAGAUAAUUUUAAGAGGGAUCGAAACUGGAAGACACUAACUGCCUUAUUAUUUGUUUUUCCAACUAUGGAAGUCAAUGGUUACCCGUUUCCAACAUUCUUCACAAUAUCUUAUUUUGUGUUCAACAAUAAAAUUAAUCCCAUAAAGAUUCUUUCAUUUAGAUAUUUUCAACAAGGAUGUAAACUGGAAGACACUGACUCUCAUAGUAUUUGUUUUUCCUACUAUGGAUGUCAGUGGUUACCGGUUUCCAUCAUUUUUCAAAAUAUCUUCUUUUGUGUUUAACAGAAAAAAAAACGAAUCCUAUAAAAAUCUGAAACCACUUGAGGAUGAGUAAAUGAUGGAUAAAUGUUCAUUUUUGGUUGACCUAUCCCCUUAACUACAGUAAGUUGUGUUUUGCAAGCCAUCCUAAUUGAAGUAUGAUUUAAAAGAGGAAAAGAGAGAGUGGUUCAAAUUGAUUCAAGUGCUUUUUUCUUUCAUGCAUCAGGUAUUUAUACUUCACCAAAGGAUUUUCUUUUCUUUAUUUUGCAUAUUAGGAAACCGGGUUGAAGUCUGCUUAGUAGCACACUAUGCACUUGGCAUAUCUUGUAUGCACAAAUAAUUCUUCUAUUUCAGUAUUACCGAAGCUGAUUUUUGUUUGGUACAUAGUCUCGUGAUGCAAGAAAGGAUUGGAGAAAUGGCACAUUGCGUGGUUUUCAAUCAUAAUAAUAGUAUUUCGCACCUUAUAAUGGAGAAUAAGUGAGUGAAUUAAACAUAACAGCAGUGCAGGGCCAGUCUCAAUAGUUGUAUAUUCAAUACGGACAAAAUGUUUAAUGUUAACUCUGACAUUAAAUGUGUUUUUUCAGAAAAGGAGUUCAUCCUUCAUUGGGAUGUCGAUAGUAUUACACACCUCUAAAUAUCAGCCUAAUCAAAUAUGAAAGUGUAUAUUUUUAGACUGUAUUGGUUGGCGAUUCAUAAAUAAGCUAAUGUGUAGUCAGUAAUCUGAUUCGAGUGCAUUUUCUUCCUUUUUUUUUUUUUGUUGCACAGAUAAUAAAUAGAUACCUCAGGGGUUAUAGUUGACAGUGGACCACACAUUUCAUUGAUGGGUUUGCAUGUUGAAUAAAGGGUCCUCGAGUUUCAGAUGGACUUUCUGAAGUCAAAGUGUAAAAUGCUGUACCAUUAAAUGUGACUGCCAAGAAUAAUAAUUAAAAAAAACAAUCUUCUUGAA
Molecule: messenger RNA, 4713 nt
Organism: Danio rerio (zebrafish)
Lineage: Eukaryota; Metazoa; Chordata; Actinopteri; Cypriniformes; Danionidae
Source: RefSeq, a predicted model, not a curated record